AAUCUUUCUCUCAUCGUUAACGGCAUAAGAAUAAUUUAAUUCAAAUUGUCGUUUUCGAUGAUUUACAUUCUCUCGUGUUGAUUUCCUAUUCUUCUCUCUCGUUUUUUUUUUCAUUCCUUCUCGUUUCUAAAAUACGGCCAAACAUUCGUUUAUUUUAUUGCUUGCGGUCGAUUUUUUCCCCAACCUUCAUUCCAGCAUCACCCGAUUUUCUUCCCUCUCUACCUUAUCCUACACCGGACGACCAGGAGAUUAUUGACCUGACCCUUUCCCUCCUUUCGAAACAUCAACAGGCAAAUCACGUUCCAUCAUCAGCUAGUAUUCCAACCUCUUCUUAAUUAUUCGAUACAUCAACAUCAAUUCACGAUACAUCUCGCAGAUUAGCACACAUCGAUUCACUCGUUAUUUCGACAAUACGUUUCUGUUGUGAUUGUCAUCUCCCUCUCGCUGGUCAUCUUACCAAGACCCAACUUACUUUCCAACACAAAACAGACGAUUGAUCUUAAAUAAACCAACCUACGAUCAUCAUACAAAUAACAUCUCACGGCAAACUUCAUCGCCAUCGCCAUCGCCAUCGCCAUCGCGACCGAUCGAUCCAUUUAAUCAACAUAUAACGCAAGAAAGGCCACGGCCACAUCAAAUCAUUCAUCAUGAAGUCGAUAUCUACUCUCGCUAUCAUCGCUGCUACCGCCUGCAUUAGCAAUGCAAUCGCGGCACCAUCUCUAGAAUUAUACACGCGACAAUAUAAGACUUUAACGUAUAUGGGAUGCUUUUCCUCGGGUGAGGGAUUGACCAAGAAUUCAACAUACAUAUACAACAGUAAAGGAUGGUGUCAAAUGCAGUGUGUACCUGCCGCCGAAUAUGCAGUUCAAGCAACAUACAACAGCGAUGAAUGUUGGUGUGGUGAUGAUCUUCCUCCAGCAGCUGAUUUAGUCGACGAUUCAAAGUGCAAUAGUCCUUGUGCUGGUACUAGUUUAGAGAUGUGUGGUGGUACGAAACUUUAUUGGUCGGUUUAUCUCACUGGGACAGAAAGUUCAGCACCAAAUUAUGAUCCUGCUGCCGCAGCUGCAUCAUCUGCAUCAUCUGCAUCAGCAUCCGCAUCAUCCGUCGCUGCUACACAUACCACAUCUAUUGCACCAUCAGUUGUUACCGUAGGAGGUAUGAAUAUCUUCAUGUCACGAAUAUUCUUUCUCAUCUAACCAUAGUUUUAGGUCAAACGGUUACAGUUCAAGCAUCCAGCGCAGCCGCAGCAUCGAGCUCGGUAGCUGCAUUGUCCGAAAAUAAAUCAUCAGGUCCAAAUAAAGCUGGCAUCGCCGCAGGCGUCGUUGUCGGUGUGCUAGUAGCUGCGGCCAUCGCUGGAGGAAUCUUCAUUGUUAUGCGGAAUAAGAAGAGACGUGAGGUCGAGGAAGAAUACCGAAGAAAUGCAGCAGUUAAUAACUUUGUCACUGGUGGUAAAGUACCUGUUAGCAGUGGUGGCUCUUUUACCGACACCCGACUUGAUCCUACUCUUGCAAAUAGAAGAAUGAGCGAUGGUAGUAUCGCUGAUAAUCAAGAUUACUCGAGGAGAAUCCUCAAGGUAUGCGAAUGUAAAAGCUAACAAUUUAAUCAUAUACUAACAUUCUGUAAAGGUAACCAACGCAUGAUAAAGCUAUAUACAUACACACACACAUUUAAUCAAUGUGACGAACGACGAGUUUUCAAUGUCAUUUAGCUCAAUUUCAAUCCUUUUCGGCGUUUUCGGUCCUUAUCUUCUUUUAGUUGUGACUACAAACACAUGGUCGUUCUGCUUUGGGUAUCAGUCCCUGUUUUAUAAGGGUUCAUGGUGUUAUGUGUAUAGGCGUGGCGUAGAAUGAGCAUAUGAAGAACAUACUCUUUCGCCAUUAGGAGGAUUGAUUUUUCCAAAAUAGGCAUCAAUUCUACGAUACACUCAAACAUUUAAUCGAUGUUUGAAAAUCACACCGUCCUCUCUUUUUUUUAGCAUUUUGCUCUUCGAAAAUUCUUUUACCUUUCUUUCGAUAUUUUAUCUCCUUUUCAAUGUUUUAUUUCCUUGAACCAAGCGAUCCUCUUAUACCCACCCACCCUUCACGUACCAGAAACAAUAAAUGCACAAACUCAACACAAAAUCCAAUCCAUAAAUUUUAUAGGAUCUUGUGAAGAUGAACAGAUUUGGGAGGAUGGGGUGGGAAAGGGAGAGAUUUAAGAGGGUAGAAGGGAUUGGUGUUGGUUGGAGGGAUAUACAACGGAUGGGAGUCGGAAUAUUUGAGAGAUAGAUCGGGGGAUCGGAAAGUAUAGUAGAAGAUAUAGGGAAAUGGAAGGUUUUAAAGGGUUUUACUGCGAAGUAGUGGUUGGUUGGGGUGGUUAAUGGUUAUUAGAUCCGAAGAAUGGGAUUGGCAAUUGGACUGAAAGUGGGACUGGGACUGCUUUGGUGAAAUAGUCUUAAUGAUGAGUACCUGAGAAGACCUCGAGAAGAGAGGUUAACAGGAUGAGGGGG
Messenger RNA from Sclerotinia trifoliorum, 2488 nucleotides. Lineage: Eukaryota; Fungi; Ascomycota; Leotiomycetes; Helotiales; Sclerotiniaceae. The record is from the annotation of a GenBank genome assembly.